Molecule: messenger RNA, 738 nt
Organism: Triticum aestivum (bread wheat)
Lineage: Eukaryota; Viridiplantae; Streptophyta; Magnoliopsida; Poales; Poaceae
Product: ethylene-response factor C3-like
Exons: 1
Coding region: 1-738 (245 amino acids)
Biological process (GO): regulation of DNA-templated transcription; ethylene-activated signaling pathway
Molecular function (GO): DNA-binding transcription factor activity; DNA binding
Source: RefSeq, a predicted model, not a curated record
AUGGACAACCACGGCGAUAUGUACUACUACUGCACCGGCUGCACCGAUCCUUCCUGCUCCUCAAUCUCAUCAAUGGGCUCGUUUCCACCCGACGAUUUGAGCAGCAGUGAGAUGGUUGAAACAAGGCCGAAGAACCCUCCAGUUUCUUGGAAUCAUUUCCAGGCCGGCUGCAUGGGCGCCGCUGCUAAUCCCUCCUCCUUCUCGCCCUGCGACUUGUUUCCGUUCGACAUGAGCAGUGGCGAGACUAUUGGUGCGGAAACGAGUCCUCGGCCCAAGAAGCGAGCAGCCUCGGCUGCGCCAUCGUACAUCGGCGUGCGCGCGCGGCCGUGGGGUCGGUUCGCGGCGGAGAUCCGGGACUCGACGCGGGGCGGCGUGCGUGUCUGGCUGGGCACCUUCGGCACCGCCGAGGCCGCCGCCAUGGCCUAUGACCAGGCGGCCCUGUCCUCGCGCGGCACGGCCACGGCGCUCAACUUCCCUCUGAAGCGCGUCCAGGAGUCGCUCUGCGCCCUCGACGCCACGUCCACGGGCAUGGACGGAUCGCCCGUUCUGGCGCUCAAACGGCGCCACUCCAAAAGACGGAGGCGCAACAAAGCCGAGAUAGCCAACGACGCGGCGACGGUCAGGAUGAGCAAGAACAAGACGAUGGCCAUGCAAGAGCGGUCCGUCGUGGAGCUGGAGGACCUCGGCGCCGACUACCUGGACGAGCUUCUCAGGAUUACGUGUGGUACAGCUUACUAG